This is a messenger RNA of Oncorhynchus kisutch (coho salmon), 4678 nucleotides long. Its product is annotated as pyrroline-5-carboxylate reductase 1, mitochondrial-like. The record is from RefSeq and is a predicted model, not a curated record. NCBI's taxonomy places the organism in Eukaryota, Metazoa, Chordata, Actinopteri, Salmoniformes, Salmonidae. Gene Ontology annotation, molecular function: pyrroline-5-carboxylate reductase activity. Bases 166 to 1134 code for a protein of 322 amino acids. The transcript is spliced from 9 exons. Gene Ontology annotation, biological process: L-proline biosynthetic process.
GACGGCUACCCGGAACACAUAGAGAUUGGAAGCCACGUUGACAAUGAAGUGGUGUUUUGUUUCAUUCCAAAACCGGUGAAAUAACGGUAACUGCACCGGUGUGUCUGUCCAGCGGCCAAAGGGGGUUGAAAAUCGUACAGAAGGACAAGCCACUUCACCGGAAAGAUGAGUGUAGGAUUCAUCGGAGCCGGCCAGCUGGCUCACGCGCUGGUGAAAGGGUUCGCAUCUGCGGGUGUAAUAGCUACUCAGAGAAUCAUAGCCAGUUCUCCAGAUACUGAUCUGCCUACUGUUGCUGGCCUGAGGAAAAUGGGUGCUAUCCUCACCACCAGUAACAAGGAGGUGGUGAACAAGAGUGAUGUCCUGUUCCUGGCAGUCAAACCCCACAUCAUCCCCUUUGUGCUGGAUGAGAUUGGACCAGACAUAGAGGAUAGACACCUUAUAGUGUCCUGUGCUGCAGGAGUCACCAUCAGCUCUAUAGAGAAGAAGCUGCUUCAGUACCGUCCGUUCCCCAAGGUGAUGAGGUGUAUGACCAACACCCCCGUCGUGGUGAGAGAGGGAGCUACAGUCUACGCUACAGGAACACAUGCUGAGGUGGAGGAUGGUAAGUUGUUGGAACAGCUGAUGGCCAGUGUUGGGUUCUGUACAGAGGUGGAGGAGGACCUUAUCGAUGCCGUCACCGGCCUCAGUGGCAGCGGCCCCGCCUACGCGUUCACAGCUCUGGAUGCCCUAGCCGAUGGAGGGGUGAAGAUGGGUCUACCCAGGAGACUAGCGGUCAGACUGGGAGCUCAGGCACUACUGGGAGCAGCUAAGAUGUUGUUGGACUCUGAGCUGCACCCUGGCCAGCUGAAGGACAACGUGUGUUCCCCUGGGGGAGCCACCAUCCACGCCCUGCACGUGAUGGAGAGUGGCGGAUUCCGCAGUCUGCUCAUCAACGCCGUGGAGGCUUCUUGUAUCAGGACACGGGAGCUGCAGUUCCUAGCGGACCAGGAGCGCAUCUCCCCGGCAGCCAUUAAGAAGACCACCCUGGACAAGGUCCUGCAGCAGCCUGGGGUCAGCCAGGGGUCAGGGGUCAACGGCAAGCCAGGACUCAGCCUCAGGAGAAACCCCCCAGGACCUGUCAAGAAGAACAACUGAGAUGGAGACACACACACACCACCUAUAACACCAGGACUCAGCGUCAGGAGAAACCCCCCAGGAUCUGUCAAGAAGAACAGCGAUGGAUGGACACACACACUCUCUCUCACAACAUUUGGAAAUGCAGCUUGCACAGACCCAUAGCGUUGUCUGACAGGGAGUCUGUGUACACACACGUGAACAGAAAUGCAUGUACAACAUGCCCCCUAUCUACCUUGUCUUCAGUCUGUCUGAGGAUGUGUGUCUCCGCGGUGAUAACGACCCAAUGGGCCAAAACAUCUGUGAAUAUUUCAGAUAGAAAUGCAAUGCAUAGAGCUGACAUGAGUCCUUAUUCUGCAUGACAGAGGAAUGCAUAGAAUCUGUUCUUUGCAAUUCAUUUCUUUCUGAGCGUUUUCUUUUUAAUGUUGCCCCUGCAGCCGAAGCAGGCAACAGAUGGCUUCAGUGAUGGCUUUUUUUGCCUGAUGACUCAAACUGAAUUCUUCCCACUGCUCUGUUCACUGCACAUGUUGAAGUUGUUUGUGGUGAUGUCAUAAUGAGGGAUGUUGUACAAAAGUGAUCAGCGAUUGGAUCACCUCGAACCAAUCAGAGCAUCAAAGCCAAUGACACUUUUUUUUUUUUUAAAUGCCUCUUUACUCACGUGUGCUUUGGUUCUGGCCCAACCCAUUGGUUUCUGGGACCAAUCGGAACCUUUGUGUUUGUGUUCAGGACAACCGUCAGGGGCGGGGUACUCAGAUCUAGACUCAUUGCGGAGAAUUAAUGCUAGUGGUCUAGCGUUUUCAUGGGAGCAAGGCGUUUGGGUACCUAGGCAAGCCAUUUCUAAGGUAGUGUCCCAAAUUGCACCCUAUUCUCCCCCUCCCCAAUAGGGGUCAAUGGUAGUGCACUAUAAAGGAAAUAGGCUGCCAUUUGGGAUUUACGCCAAGUGUACUAUACAGAGAGUUCCAAUGUAUUUAAUAUGAAGCCAGAUCACGCCAUGAAAACCCUUUUAUUUUGCUUGUUGUGAUUUGCUUGUCAUUAUUCUUGGCCUACAGUGUUAUUUUAUGGACUGACUGAACAACAAUUGUUUUUGUUUUUUACAUAUUCUAUUGUCCGUAUGUUGCGGUCACCAUCAGGACAAAAAAUGAACACUAGCCACCAGACAAGUGAACACUAGCCACCAGACAAGUGAACACUAGCCACCAGACAAGUGAACACUAGCCACCAGACAAAUGAACAGUAGCCACCAGACAAGUGAACACUAGCCACCAGACAAGUGAACACUAGCCACCAGACAAGUGAACACUAGCCACCAGACAAAUGAACAGUAGCCACCAGACAAGUGAACACUAGCCACCAGACAAGUGAACACUAGCCACCAGACAAAUGAACAGUAGCCACCAGACAAGUGAACACUAGCCACCAGACAAAUGAACAGUAGCCACCAGACAAGUGAACACUAGCCACCAGACAAAUGAACAGUAGCCACCAGACAAGUGAACACUAGCCACCAGACAAAUGAACAGUAGCCACCAGACAAAUGAACACUAGCCACCAGACUAGUGAACACUAGCCACCAGACAAAUGAACAGUAGCCACCAGACAAAUGAACACUAGCCACCAGACAAGUGAACACUAGCCACCAGACAAGUGAACACUAGCCACCAGACAAAUGAACAGUAGCCACCAGUCAAGUGAACACUAGCCACCAGACAAGUGAACACUAGCCACCAGACAAGUGAACACUAGCCACCAGACAAAUGAACACUAGCCACCAGACAAGUGAACACUAGCCACCAGACAAGUGAACACUAGCCACCAGACAAGUGAACACUAGCCACCAGACAAAUGAACAGUAGCCACCAGACAAGUGAACACUAGCCCCCAGACAAAUGAACACUAGCCACUAGUAAUCUGCAUAGAUUACCAGAACUAAACCAGAUCUGGAGAUGUGUUCAACAUCUCAGUAACCACAGCAACGUGAUGUAACAAUCUGAUCAUCUGCAUAGAUUACCAGAACUAACCCAGACCUGGAGACAUGUUCAACAUCUCAGUAACCACAGCAACGUGAUGUAACAAUCUGAUCAUCUGCAUAGAUUACCAGAACUAAACCAGACCUGGAGACGUGUUCAACAUCUCAGUAACCACAGCAACGUGAUGUAACAAUCUGAUCAUCUGCAGACAUAUUCAGUCUAUCUGUUAAGUGAGGAAGACUCAUCCUUCAGCGAAGAAGAUGCUACCAUGUUAUUAUGUCUCUCUGAAAGGGAAUGUGGUAUUUAACCUUCCAGUAUAUCUACUUUAUCUCUGUCGUCAGUGUAUGUGUAUGUUUUGAUACUGAUUAGGAAAAUGUGUAUGGUCAAUUACCAAAGGCUCUGUCCUACAUUGUAUAUUGAGUUAGCAUAUGUUAGUGAAAGGAGGCAAGUCGAGGAAGCUACUUACCAUAGAGUAUUGGGAUGCAGCCCAGCUCUAGCUGUUCAGUUGUUUCAACUCAGCAUCUGGAGACACAGAGGAAGUCACAGUACAGUAUGAUGAUGUCCUGCCCCCCCCCCCCCCCCCCCCCCCCCCUUUGCCUUGACAAGUACAGUUCUACAGAUGUCAUGGCCCGUCAUCGUCACGUACUCAACGGGGGACAGACGGGGUACAGUUUCAACCCCAGUGCCCCCGCGGAUACAAAUAGACAUUUGUGAAGAGUGGCUGUGUACCAAAUGGCACCCUGUUCCCUACAUAGUCCUCUAAGGGUCCUGGUCUAGUGUUGUCUACUAUACAGGGAAUGUGGUGGCAUUUGGGAGUCAGGAUGCAGACAGUUUUUCCCUCACUGCCAUAGAUACGGAUUCUGAUUGGUUGGUGAGGGAGGAAACGAGCCGACCGGUUUUAGAACCCUGUCGGCAUUCUGAAGGAGGUGGGUGACAUCUCAGGUCCAGGAGAGGUUCAGGUCAGGGUGGAUGUGGCAUUCUAUACCCUAUACAGUGCAACACUUCUGACUAGGACCCAUAGGGCUGUGGUCAAAAGUAGUGCACUAGGAAAUGUGGGUGCCAAUGAGCAUGCACAGACUGGCUCUACUUUUUGGUGGCACAUUGAUAUUUAAAUUGUUAUGGGGGUGACCCCCAGCCCUCCUGCAAUUCAAAUCAUGGUUCAUUUCCUGUCUUUUUUCUCUCCUUUUAUACUCUAAACUUUAAAGUCAAACUAAAAGAAAGUCAUCCAAGUUCAUUUUACUUCUACAAUAACUUUUAUAUUGCCUUCAACAAUAUUACAGGACACAGGCCAAUUGUUUGUUUGCCUCUGAAAUAUGACUGCAGAAGACCAUGUUGUGUGAGAGUUGUCCUCCACGGCGUGUCCAUUGUAAAGUCUGCAGUUUGAAUAGAAGACAUACUUUACGAGGCACCAGGUGUAGAAGGUAAUGACAAUAUGCAGGGAAACCGUGGAGACAAGCGUCAGUGGAGAUAAAUGUUCCCCAAUCACAGCGGAACAAUACUAACCGCUUGCAGCCUACAGGAUUAGCUAGAUUACGGUUAAAAGUGGCCUUUGAUUAAAGUGUGUGUGUGUAAAAAAUAAAUAAAGGCCUUGAUUAAAA